AUGGCAACGGAGCCGUCCGCGCUACCCGAAGACCUCCAGGCGGAGGUCCUCCGGCGCCUCCCGCCGCAUGUCCUGGCCGCGUCCCGGCGGGUCUGCAAGGCGUGGCGCGACUUGGUCGACGCCCGUCUGCGAGGUUACCUGCUCUCGCUCUCCGUCCGCGGCAUCUUCCUCAACUACGACGAGCUUGACUUCUCGGAGUUCUUCUCGUGUCCCUCGACGGGGCCGGCGAUCCACGGAGGGCUCGGCUUCCUGCCCUGCGACGGCGUCAAGGUCACGGACCACUGCAACGGGCUCCUGCUCUGCAGCGAUGGUGGUGGGGAGCGCGACUACGUCGUCAACCCGGCCACGCGGCGGUGGGCGCGGCUGCCACCACGCCCUCGGCCGUGCAAAAGGAAAUUCGGCCACAUCGCCUACCUCGCGUUCGACCCCGCCAUGUCGCCGCACUACCAGGUUUUCCUGAUCCCGCGCCUGCCAAUGCCUUCCGCGUCUAGGAAACCCGACGACAACCCAUUGCUUCAACCCGAGUGGCCUCCCGCGUCGUACGUGCUGCAUGCGUUUUCCUCUACGGCUCAUAGGUGGGACAAGAUCACCUUUCUUCGGGAAGGGAAAGCUGCGGGGAUCCUAGCCGACAUGGGUUCGGAUCUAUGGUAUGGUCAGUACCAUGCCGCCUACUGGGGAAGUGCGCUCUACUUCCAUUGCCAGCAUGGCUAUCUCACCAGACUGUCCAUCUCAAAUCGCACGUACAGAGUAGUUAGACUACCAGGUGCGGAUGAAUUCGAAGCAUAUCACAACCGCCAUUAUUUGGGGACAUCACUCAGAGGGGUGUAUUGCGCAAAAAAUAAUCGCCGGCUUGGACUUCAGCUUUGGCACCUCGAUGAAUCUCGCGGUCCAACAGAAUGGGUGUUGGUACAUGAUGUGGAGCUCGAGACCUUUGCACGCAGAUUCCACCCAAGGGAGGAGGGCCAUGCUAAAAAAUUACACAAACAAUGGAUCCUACAAGAUGUUAACUACCGCAAGGUCCUUGAGAAGUACAAUCCUAACGGAUAUGAAAACUGCGCAGCACCAGUGGAAGAGAAAUACGACUGGAACUCCGAUGAUGAUAACGUUCUUGAUCACAUCGUCGAAGAUACCACUGAAGACUACAGCGAAGAUUAUUGUUUCCUUGGAUUUCAUCCUCAUAAAGAGAUUGUCUAUUUGAGUUUAUCAGUAGGAAGAGGAGUGGCCUAUGACUGGAACAACUCGAAAUUUCAGGACUUGGGCAGUUUACAUCCAAAAUAUUAUUAUGACAUGGACCAAAGGAUAGAGACAUCUUUCACGUACACACCUUGCUGGAUGGGCCAGUUCCCUGGAAACGAGCUGAAAUCUCAACUUGAAGAUGAGAAAUUAGCUAGAAGAGAAAUGAAAUUGCAAUUGGAAUCUCAACUUGAAGAUGAUCAUAACUUCACUUACACAUGUGUGGACGAGUAUGAGAUGCGCAAGCUCCGGGGGCAUGCCAAGAGGGCCAAGGACUCUGCCGCCAAAAUUCGCCGCAGACACCGCAACACGGGUCGGUAG
Molecule: messenger RNA, 1554 nt
Organism: Lolium rigidum
Lineage: Eukaryota; Viridiplantae; Streptophyta; Magnoliopsida; Poales; Poaceae
Product: F-box protein At5g07610-like
Exons: 2
Coding region: 1-1554 (517 amino acids)
Molecular function (GO): protein binding
Source: RefSeq, a predicted model, not a curated record